Molecule: messenger RNA, 1942 nt
Organism: Drosophila innubila
Lineage: Eukaryota; Metazoa; Arthropoda; Insecta; Diptera; Drosophilidae
Gene: DIP1
Product: double-stranded RNA-specific editase 1
Exons: 4
Coding region: 644-1750 (368 amino acids)
Source: RefSeq, a predicted model, not a curated record
AAGUCAACUUGAUUUUAUUUAAACGGACUUGAGCUGACGUAUAAACGAAUAUACAUACAAAAACAUAAGUCACACACACACACACUCGGUUGACGGCGUUUGGAAGUUUGAAGCAUUUGGUCAAUUUACAUGAGGAGGGCCAGCACUUAUUUAUAUAUGAAAAAAGCAGGACUUGCGAUUUUGGUUACUUUUAUGGCUACUGGAAAUCGAUUUAUCCAAAAUUGUAACUAAAAUUAUUAGUUUUGCGUUAGAUAGCAAUGCUCAUUUACUUCACUUGAGUUCCCAAACGAGACACGAAAGCGCCAAUUCGAAAUGAUCAAACGCUUGGGCGAUACCACAUCUGCCAAUCAAGGCGGCAGCAUAACUGAUCACCUGUGUUCUUGGCCAGUUCACAUCAAGAGAUCAUUCAUCGUCCAUCAGUGGGCGGCCAGGUGUGAUGUUGCUUUUGUUGUGGUUGGUGAUCCCCAUGCAAUUUGGUUAAUAUGAUGUGACAUUAGCGUAAACCAUCGAAUGGUUGGCUCAUGGUUUUCGUUGGAGCAGUGCGUCCGCAUGAUUCGUUUGGGCACUUUGGGUUGUAGGAGUGGUCAUGGCUAUUCCUGAACUAUAGUUUUUAGUAGAACCGCCGGCACAUGUGCUGCGAUAUAUGCCCACGCCCACGCCGGUAGUAGAUCCCUUGACAUCUUGGCAUAACCCCAGUGUGAUUCCGGUUCAACAAGCACCACCUGUGGCUGCACCACAGGUGGUUGCACCUCCUGUGGUUGCUGCGCAGCCAUUGCAAAAAUCAGAGACGUUGCCGAUGCCAAUUUUGAUUAAGGAUGAGGUGAUUGUUCCAUUAAGCGAUGGCGGCAAUGGGUCGGAUGACACCAAUGCCGAGAUGGCCUACAACAACGACGAUGAUAUGGAGAAUGGCGGUAAAAUCCCAUUCAAAAAAAUAUUUCAAAAGCGCAAGAAGUCGUCGGAAAGGACACGGGAUAAGAAGCUGCGUCAGAAUCGUCAAUUGCGCAAAUCAAUGUUACCCAAGAACGCUUUAAUGGCAUUGAACGAGGUGAAGGGCAUUAAUAUCAGUGACUUUACGAUUAAUAGCAAUCCCGAUGGCGGCUUUACGGCCAUUGUCACCGUCAACUCCAAGCAGUACGAGGGCAAGGGACAUUCGAAGAUGGCUGCUAAGAAUCUGGCAUGCGAGAAGGCUUUGCGCGAUUAUAUUAUUGCCAAAAUGACGCCAAGGACCAAAAAAAUGCAAAAGGCAGCUAAUGAUGGCGAGCCCGAACCAAUGGAGAUUAACGAUGGUGAAGCUGGUGAAGCGCCAGAAGAUGAUGUACCCAUGUUAAAUCUGGCCUCAUUUGCCAUUUACAAGCUAUUUGCUGAAUGGGAACGCGAGGGUUAUAUUGUCCCCGAAAUGCAUCCAUCGGCUGGCAGUUCCUCAGCCCAGACGGGAGAUCAGAAUGUUCCAGCAGCGGCUGCUGCAGUUGUCACAAAGGAGCCAAAGAAACCGCCAGUGCGCACAGAGCUACCAGCCAACUGGGAGACAAUGCAUCCAGCCACAUUGCUAUGCGUGAUGCGUCCAGGUCUUUCGUAUGUGGAUCAUGGCUGCAUUGGCGAGAAGCCAAAUAUUAUGCAACGUCUUGGAGUUAUUGUGGAUAAUCAGGAGUUUACCGCCAAUGGACGUUCCAAGAAAAUCGCACGCCGAAAUGUGGCUGUCAAUGUUUGCAACAGUUUGUUCAAUACAAACUUCACAUAUGAAGAAUAUUAAAUGAGCGUAAACAGCGCUAACAGGAAUCCCUUAUAAGAUCUGCUAUGUCACAUUUCUCAAUUGUUACAACUCCCUUAGACGAUUUAACACAAUCAUUAAUGCGCUAAUCCUAAUAUACAAACGAGCAUAGGCAUCAGCAUGUCGUUCCAUUAUAAUCACUUAUCUUUUAAUUAAAUAAAUAUAUUCUUAAUU